AUGGCACUCGCUUCUAAAGGUUUAUUCGUGAUUGGCGCGAAAAGGACGCCAUUUUGCAAAUAUGGCGGAUCCCUUCGAGAGUUGCCAGCUUCACAUGUUUUUGCAGCGGCUGCAAGGGAUGCCAUAAAUUCCGGAAAUCUAAAUCCGAGUUUAAUAGAUAGCACUGUAGUUGGAAAUGUUAACUUUCUUAGUCAAUGUGAUGGUGGUAAAACUUCCCGUUACUGUGGCACUUAUUCGGGAGUUCCCAUAGAAAAGCCAGCAUUGGGGGUUAAUAAAGCUUGUGGUUCCGGUUUGCAGGCAAUAAUCACUGGAGCUGUGGAAUUAUUAACUGGUACAGCGGAUGUCUGUCUAACAGGCGGAACGGAACUCAUGUCCACUCUCCCUUUCUUGGUUCGUAACAUUAGGUUCGGCUCUACCUUGGGUUCGUCGUACCACUUCGAAGAUUAUAUAAAGAAACAAUUCAUUGAUAGUUACUCUGGAUUAUCACUGGAAAGAAUGGCUGAAAAUAUUGCCCAAAAACACAAAAUAAGUAGACAUGAAGCAGAUCGUUAUUCAUUUAUGAGUCAUUCGAAAUGGAAAGCAGGUCGAGACUCAAAUAUAUUUAAUGAUGAAAUUACUAGUUUAACAGUAAUGCUACGGAAGAAAGAAUUUUUAGUAAAAAAUGAUGAAAUCGUCGAUGCUAGCAUAAACAUGGAUGACAUGGCUAAGGCGCCUGCGCUGAUUGACGAUGGCGCUGUUGUAACGUCGUUAAACUCAUCGAUGCCUGCAGAUGGGGCAGCUGCACUAAUCUUAGUAAACGAAGCCACAAUAAAAUCUAACAAUUUGACACCGCUGGCGAGAGUUUCGGGUUGGGCGUGUGUUGGGAGUGAUCCUCUCAAAACGGGAUUAGCGACUGUUGACGCUGUGGGGAGACUCUUGCAGGUCACUCGCAAAGAUAUAGAUAGUGUGGAUUUAUUUGAGAUAAACGAAACCUUUGCAACUCAAGUCUUGGCAUCGAUUAAGAAACUAAGAGUAGAUGAAAGCAAAGUGAACAUCAGCGGUGGUGCGCUAGUCCUUGGAAACCCUGUAGCCGCUACUGGCGCUAGAAUGGCAGUACAUCUCGUUCAUCUUAUCAAUCGUGGUCGUGCGAAACGCGCGAUUGCAGUGUCUAGUUGCGGAGGGGGACAGGGUGUGGCGGUCAUGUUUGAAUCUGUGUAGAUUACAUCAAAUUAUAAUCUUUGAUACUGUAUUUUAACAGCUAUAAAUUAAUUAAAAAAUGUUUCCUGUUUACCAUA
Molecule: messenger RNA, 1274 nt
Organism: Melitaea cinxia (Glanville fritillary)
Lineage: Eukaryota; Metazoa; Arthropoda; Insecta; Lepidoptera; Nymphalidae
Product: 3-ketoacyl-CoA thiolase, mitochondrial-like
Exons: 8
Coding region: 1-1197 (398 amino acids)
Biological process (GO): fatty acid beta-oxidation
Molecular function (GO): acetyl-CoA C-acetyltransferase activity
Source: RefSeq, a predicted model, not a curated record